GAAUUCCACAGCAGCUCGCCUGCGGGUGCCUCCCCUCCUCCUCCAAAUCGGGGCACGGUGCCUCUGUGGUGACUCCUGCUCCGUUCUCGUGCACGCAGUAACUGGGCAAACAUUACCAUGCCAUCGCCUACAAAACAAGGAGAGACAGACCGGUCCCCAGCUACCGAGGCCGAGCCAUUGCUUUCUCGCGUGGACAGCAUCGAAUCCUGGGGUCUAUCCAACCCUAGUGACGCCAUCCCCACUACGCGCCACCAACCUAUGCGCCAUCAGCUUUCAGACCCGAUCACUGGGCCAAGCAAAGGAUGGCGCGAUCGCCUCUCCAAUAAAAGUAACAUUGAGACGUGGACUUUUCCUGGAUGGGGCCGGUACAAUUUACAAAUGACUGUGACGGACGAGGAGCUUGCGGAGAUCGAGGCUGAUAUGGACCAACAGCAGCCUCCGAAACUGAAUCAAUGGGAGGCAACAGCCAUCUGCGGAAACGACAUCAUGGCCAGCUGCUUUUACGUGGUUGGCCUUGUGACUAUGUCCGCAGGCAAGAUGGCGCCGCUCGCCUUGCUCUUGGUAUCCUGCGUCUUGUAUUUAAUCAGGUUUCUGUACGCUGAGGCCAUCACCGCCCUUCCCAUGAACGGCGGUUCUUUUAACGUGCUUUUGAACAGCACCAGCAAAGGCAUCGCAUCCUCCGCCGCCACCCUGGCUCUAGUGUCCUACAUUGCCACGGGGGUAGUCUCGGCCACGAGCGCUGUCGAUUACCUGAAGAAGGUAGUGUCGGUGCCGAACCCCUUACUUGCCAUCCUGGGUCUGCUCUUCCUAUUUGCCGUCCUGGUUUUCCUCGGGAUAAAGGAAAGCGCAGGCGUCGCCCAAGUCAUCUUCUGGAUUCACAUCCUCACCUUGACUUUGCUUUGUGCCUGCUCUAUGGUCUACGUGGUUGCGGACCCUUCCACUCUUCGCGAAAAUUUCCGGGCACCCUACCCGGAUGUUGAACUUGGUGGAGUGAUCCGCUCGGGAUCCUUUGCGACGGCGAUUUUUUUCGGCUACACCUCCGCAAUUUUGGGCGUGAGUGGCUUCGAGAGCAGCUCCCAGUUCGUUCAGUCCCAGGCCCCGGGCGUUUUCCUCAAGACUCUCCGAAACAUGUGGGUGGGCGCAUUCGUGUUCAACCCGACGAUUUCCUUCCUCUCCCUCGGGGUCUUGCCCCUGGCUCGGAUCGUGGAGGACGAGUCCGUGGUGCUGGCGAAAAUGGCCAAGCAUGUGGGA
Molecule: messenger RNA, 1251 nt
Organism: Nannochloropsis gaditana CCMP526
Product: amino acid-polyamine-organocation family
Exons: 2
Biological process (GO): amino acid transport; transmembrane transport
Cellular component (GO): membrane
Molecular function (GO): amino acid transmembrane transporter activity
Source: RefSeq, a predicted model, not a curated record